Messenger RNA from Aphis gossypii (cotton aphid), 6741 nucleotides. RefSeq lists its product as uncharacterized. Lineage: Eukaryota; Metazoa; Arthropoda; Insecta; Hemiptera; Aphididae. Gene Ontology annotation, cellular component: plasma membrane. Gene Ontology annotation, molecular function: protein binding. The record is from RefSeq and is a predicted model, not a curated record.
CCGCGUUUAUGGGACGCGAGCCUAACCGUCGGCCGGUAACGUUGUCGCGCGACGGCCGACGGUCGCUAUGUGCGACGUUGUACGCACCGCGUUUACUCAUUAUCGCAUCACAAUUAUUGUCGUCGUCGUCGUCGUCGUCGUGACCAGAGAUUUUUUUUUUUUUUUUGAACACCGCAGAGGAGACGAUGCGGCCGGAGCGCGUGUACACACACAUCUGGUAGGCGUUUUCACUUUAGGCAGUAUUGAUUGUGCCGCAGUGUGCGAGCGCGUUCGUGCCAACGUCGGGAAAAACGGGUCAGGGCGCGGACUCGUCCGCGGAGCGCUCGGGUCCCGUACGGCCCUCCGACGCGCGAUCCCGCGGCGACCGAUCGCGGACGACGACGACAACGCCGACUGACGACGACGACGACGACGACGAGUGACGACUCUGGCGCGAGUAGGUACGCGGCACCCUCGCGCGGCGUGACGAUACCGAGUCCGAAGUUUUGCGGUCGCCGUCGUCAGCGCACGUGCGUCUACCUCCCCGUCGUGUCGAGUUCGCGGUGACCGGAGAUUUCGAAAAAAAAAAAAAACCCCCCCCCGACCGUCGUCACCGCGCCCGCUAACGGACGAUGCGCUUCCGAUAGCGGUAGAUCUGCAUUUCCGUUUGUUCCCAAAAGCCCGAUAGGCCGCCGGCACGCCGUAUUCACUCGUGGUAUAUCCCGACCGCCACCAAUAACCGUGGUAUGCGUCAAAGUAUAUUAUACCGUCGCACCACAAUAAUAAUGACUGCGACGGCCGCGGCGGUGGCGAUGCUGGUCGCGGCGGCGGUGGUGGCCGUGGCCGGUGGCGGCGGUGGCGCGUACGCGAAGCUCGUGUCCACCAGACCGGCGACCUGUGCGCUUUCCGAAUUCGCGUGCACCUCCUCAUCGUCGACCUCCGUGGCCGCCGACGAAGACGACGAAGACGCCGCCGCCGCCGCCGUGCGGUGUGUGCCGUCCGUCAAGUACUGCGACGGCCGGCGUGACUGUCCGGACGGGUCCGACGAACCGCACUACUGCACGCCGUGCAAUCGAACUUAUUAUGGAGAUGUUGGAAAAACGUACGAAUUCGAAUUACAUCGCCCAAAACCCGACAAAUUACCAUUCAUCUGCUUUAUAAAGCUCGUUGCGCCAGGUCAUCGUUUGGGAGAUUUAAUACAAGUGACUUUGGACAGUUUCACAAUCGGACGGUUCGCUUCGUACACGAACGCCGGCUGUCCAGACGGCGACCUGCACAUCACCGAAUCGGACAGGCCGGCCGUUUCGGGAGGCUGGUGCGGCACGUCUUGGGCGCCGGCCCACUACUACAGCGAGACGAAUUCCAUCACGCUGCUGGUCCGGUUGUUCACGCUGUCCAGUCUGGACAACACAGGUUACAACUUCGACUUCCGACUGGGCUACAAAAUGCUGAACCGGAACCGCGCGGUCGUCCGGUACGGAGAGCAAAAAAUGUUUGCAAGAGUAAACGAAUCGUUUCACAUGGGCGAGCUGAUGGAGAGCACGUACUGCUCGCGGAUAUUUAGCAACUGCGACAAGAAGAGGUGCGUGCUGCAGUCGCCUAAUUACCCUGGACUUUAUCCCCGAAACUUGACUUGCUACUACGCGAUCCGGCAACACGCGAUACCAUACGGCCACCAGGCGCUAAUAUCCAUCACACAGCCGUACAGCCGUCUGGUGUCGAUCAAGACGGACCGGACGAACCCCGAAGGAGCCGAUCCAAAGCCCGUCGAACGGAAGGACUGGAGCAAGUGUGACAAUGUACCAGAUUUUGUGACUGUUUAUGAUGGGUACACAACUAGAGAUCCAAUUUUGUUGAGGUUUUGUGGAUCCGGUGAAACUGUGCCUGUUACUACGUCUAGUGGACCUGAGCUGUUAGUUCAGUUUUCUACUUCACCAUAUGGCACUCUGAUGUAUCCGUUUGGUCCACUUCACGGAUUUCAACUUCAAGUACAAGUGCACUUUGUGGAAAUCGAAUCGAUCAAAUACACUAAGAAUAAGCGGUGUGAAUUUUGGAUACGGAACACGGGCCGUGGUUGGUUGCACGCGCCUUACCACUCUUUGCCGGAGAACACAACGUGCUGGUAUCAUCUCCAAGCCACUCCAACCGAUGUCGCGGUUGCCGGAUAUCCGGUGGAUCGUGAUUCCGGCUCCGGUCCCAGGUACAAGGUAUGGGUAUCCGUACUCAAGUUUUACGUGACUGGUCCUCAGACAAGGGACUGCACGACUAACCUGAUGGUUUGGGACGGAAACUUUUCUUGCCAUCCAUUCUGUGAUUCGAGAAACGCUUCGUCGUCCGCGUACCAGCACAACAACAGUACGCUGUUGGCCAACUACUGUCCCGGCCAGACGCCAAGGUCUUGCGAUCAUUUCCUGUUGACCCGACAACAGCGUCCGUGCACGCUAUCCGAAAGUUUUCUGUCCACGUCCCGGUCGCUUACAGUCCAGCUGAACAUACAGCACGCAACGGCUCUCAGACCGGUAUCGUUUAAAGCUCUUUACGAAUUCGUCGACCUGCACCAGGACGGAAGCUCGUGGCCUGAAACCGGAAGCAUGUGCUCUAGGAUUUUUCGAAGGCCCACACACUCGCCUUCUAGUACGAUACCUAUCCGUUCGCCGAAAAAUGUAUUUUUUUACGGAAGAGGAGGCAAUAAAAAUUUAAGUUGCGUGUUCAGACUGGAAGGACAGCCCGGCGACGUAGCUAAAGUGACAAUACUGUCGAUCGGCUCCGGUGACCGGAGUUGCUAUAGCCGUAUGAACAAGGAUCGAGGUACUUUACAGUGCGUGGGCGACAUCGGAUCGUCUCUGAGAGUUCUGGACGAGGUAAACGGUCCAAAGACCAUGCUGGUGCCCAGACACUGUUUGUGUUCGACCAACGCGUCCCUGUUGCCGUACUCGUUCGUCACAUUGGGCUCGAAGGCAUCGAUGGUGUGGGACGUGUUCAACAUGAACUCCACCGAAGACUUCCGGCUUCACUACUUCGAGGCCACCGUUCAGUUCGAGAGAGAGGUGGUGCCGAGACGCUGCGGUAAGAGCAACCUGCUCACUGGACCUGGCGGCCAUUUCACGUUCCAUUCGCAUCACAACACCACGUGCGAAUCUCACUUUGUCAUACUCACGCAGCAGAAGUACACCAACAGUUAUCUGUACGCUAAAUUGCCCGGACUAGCGAUGCCGGAUUCGUCGCACGCGGUACCCAACAACACACAACACGUACACUGUCCGACCAACAAUCGGUUCAUAGUGCACGCCGGCGACACGGUUCACACAGUCGUUUGUCCGGACCCGUACUACACAGUUGAGGUGUUUUCAGAUGGAUGGCACACCAGAGACGUCAUGUCGAAUUCUUCAAGAGACAUUGUCAUCGAGUUCAUUCCAAUCGAUCCGGGCUCGUACACAGUUUCUUGGAUACAACUUUCGUCCAGGAUCCGAGCCGACGGACCGUACUGCCAAAGCCAGUGCCCGGAACUGAACGCUUGCAUCAACGAGUCGCUAUGGUGUGACGGCGUGGAACACUGUCCGUCUGGUUACGACGAAUCUUUCGGGUACUGCAUGCACCUGCUGUACACGCACCUUGUGUACAGCAUCGCGCUAGCCGUGGCCAUCGUCAUCGUGGCCGUGUCGUCAGGACUCACGGUCCUGUGGUUCCGGCGGUUCCGCACGUCGUCGUCGUCGGCCGCGGCUGGCUGCCGGAGCGCGUCCGCCAAGUCCGCCGAGACGGAAGCGGUCGUUUCCGGCCGCGACGUGGUUUACUGACAUAAGGUCAACGACGUAGUGCACUACGUCGAAUACGAUCGCGUCACCACCGUCUGAUCGGCUGCAAGCUAGGCAGCGGGCAAGCGACUAUCGAACGAUAAAUCGUUUUCGUCAUCAUCAUCAUCAUAAUCAUUGUCAUCACAUCACACGUGCCUCUUAUUAUACAUUUAUAAUACAACACUAUAAAUUAUAAUAAUAAUAUACCGUAUACAAUUUGCCUUAUCGCAAUGCCUGGUCUACACGUACUUUGGCAAGGAUACUGCAAUCUAUAAAAGUUUUGUCGUGUACCGACUUGUUAUUGAAGAAUCUGUUAGGUAAGUUAUAUAAUAUAGGCAAUAGGCAUAUAUAUAACGUCUCACGCCCGGACGGAAGUUCGAUGGGAUGGAAUUUUAUUUGGUAUGACCCAAUCCCCGCCUAACCCCUCUCGCGCCCGACUAGCUUGGCAUUUUUUGUGUAAACCACUCUAUAGCUUGUGCCAAGCCUGCAGGAUAAUAGUAAGCCAGGAUAAUCACCUGCAGAAGUACUAUCAUGUAUUCAUGCGGUAUCCUAGCUCGGAAUGCUGGCUUCGUGUAGACCGGACAUUAAGGAGAGACAUUUAUUAUUAUUAUUUUUUAUACAUUUAUAGGGAACCAAAAAAAAUCUGAUCUGAAAACGCCCUUUGCGGGUUUGGCCCGUUUGUAGCACCCUUGUAAAUCGUGAAGCGUGCUGUGCAAUAGUGGUACAGCGUUUUCGCUACGGUACGAAAUUUGGUGAUUUAACACGACCACCGAAUAUCGCAAUUCGAGACUAACACACGUCGUCGAAGUAUCGAAUAGUUUUAGAAAAAAAAAACAUUAUGUCACGUGUCGUGAGGAAAUUACUUGGUUUAAAGGCGUGCGACUGAUGUUGUACGUAUAUACUUCGUUAUUAUUAUAUUCUCUCUCUCUUUCUGUAUUUCUAGUCCAAAUCACAUGGUUCGCAGAAUUCGGGCAACGGAGUGCCAACGCCUUCUCAUAUACCCGUCCCACGCCACCCAAAGCCAAUAUCAGCCCUGACCAGCGGCGCGUGAAAUCGACGUUAUUGCUCAGUCCAAACAUAUAUUAUCUGACCCGACCUAGUUAAUUCUUUUUACGCUAUAGACACCGCCGCCACCACCGCUGUUCAACGGUCGCCAAAUUUCGAUCGUAAUUUUCGGACUCGUAAAAACAAAAUAUUCGAACCGUAAAAUAUCGUUAUUACUAUACGUAUACGCUGCGCGCUCUCUUUAGACGGUAGCCGGAGGACAAGUGGGAUUGAGGUAAGGAUGUACAUCUCUAUAUAAUAGCGGCAAGUUUUUUUUGCACUUUUACGCGAAAAUCUAAUAUUAUCUCACAAAAACGAACCCUCGAAUGUACGAAAGUAAUAUAACGCGAUACGUACAUUACAUACCGGUUACAUAAUAAUAAUAAUACCACCUUUGUCGGUACAACUUCCCCUCGUUGUACUACCUUCACGGUGUAGACCAGAACGAAACUUUCUACUUGUGUACAUUAUAACACGCGUAGUGAUUUUUUCAUCACUAAACUGUCAUUUUUUCGAUGAGAAUAUUACUUUUUUUUACUUUUUGUUAUCGUUGUAUAAUCUUUAAAAUUGUUAUAAUAUUUUAAAUGAAAAUAUACAUUUUAAAUAUCGUAUUAUUCUUAACCGGGAAACAAUUUUCCGAUGAUUUCGAUCUAUGAAAAUCGUACAUUUUCGAACCAAUAUGGUAGCUAAUUGAGUAUUGAAUGACUAUAGAUGUAUGGAAUAGAAUGGUAUAUGGUCGGAUACCCAGCAAGCUUUCGGUGCACCACUCAUCUUAUCUGAACCUUAAUCAGGUAGAAAUUUACAAGAAUUUUAAGUCUUGUACACGGUUCGAAGUUCGAUUUGAAAGUACUACUAAAAUUCCACUCCAGAGUAUGAAAUAAAAAUAAAAAUGAUGAUUUAAGAAAUUCAUAUUAUAAAAUAACAUUUUUAAAAACACGCACGUCAACUAAACAAAUGACAGUUUUGUGAUUAAAAAAUAAUAAUCGCCUUAUAUAUAUAUAUAAGUAUUAACUAUACAUGAAAUGUACAGGCUUUUACGUGUUUUCAAUUAAAUAUAGGUACCUAUGUAUGUAUAUUUCCUAUAGCACUUAUACAACGUACAUAUUAUUAUUUCGUGUUUCAUUUGGACCGAACCGCAAAGAGCUCAUAAUUGGAAACCUUUGAAAAGCGCGAGUAUAUUGUAAGAGCAUUUAUAUUAUUACCAGCUAUAGAGCUUAUCGCGAAGAUUUACUAAUUUAUAAAAUGGCGGUGUAAUUGAAUCUACACAUUAGAUCUCCCGACUCCCACUCUCACAUUUUAAACUAAUUAGGAAAUUUGUACAUGGCUAUUACUUGCUGUAAGUAGUAGGUACAUAUUAUAUUAUAAGUAUAGUCUACACAUGGUACGCGUGUAAUUUUCAAAUACUUAGAUUUCGAUUAUAUUUAAUGAUCAAAAGGUAUAUCCCUAUGACCUUAUUCCCUUAUAAAUUUUUUUUCAAAUAAAACCAUAAUUUUUUAAUGUACUGCAUUGACAAUGCAUCUAAAUAAAAAUUCAAAUCAGUAGUUUCUGAGUUAUUGAACUUUUUGUACUACCUAGGAAAUAAGGAUAAUGAUUUUACAUAAAAUAAAUAUAAUAUUUUAUUUAAUAGUUAGUAUUUAUUAUAUAUUCAGAUGAUUAGAGAAUUUUUUUCAAUUACAUAAUUGCAAUUCAUAAUUUCUAAACUUAUCAUCAAUUACUCAGGAACUACAUGUAAAUUAUUAAAACUUUGAAUCAUAUAGGUACAACAUUUCAAAAUUUACAAUAAAUAUUAAACAAAAAGGAUCGUCCUGAAAUUAAAAAAAUAAAUACCCCAACAUAACAAUGCUAUUACAUACAAUAUACCAAACAUUUUUAAUAUAGUCAUUAGGAAUAGGUACCUACUUAAAAAUUAUAAAAAUAAAAAUAAAAA